Messenger RNA from Uloborus diversus, 6496 nucleotides. RefSeq names its product nuclear pore membrane glycoprotein 210-like. The record is from RefSeq and is a predicted model, not a curated record. NCBI's taxonomy places the organism in Eukaryota, Metazoa, Arthropoda, Arachnida, Araneae, Uloboridae. The transcript has 44 exons. Gene Ontology annotation, cellular component: nuclear pore. The coding region runs from base 1 to 5607 and encodes 1868 amino acids.
AUGGCGGCAAAUUUUGAGGUCCGUGUCUUGCUGAGGAAAACAUUCAUUUCAUUUGCUUUAACAUUUUUCUUAUUAGUGCACUUCAUCAACUCAGCAAAGCUAACUGUACCUAGAAUUCUUUUACCUUACAAUACGGGUGUUUCCACGAAUUAUACUUUAGAAGUGAAAGAAGGAGGUUGUUAUAAGUGGAGCUCUAGCCGCUAUGACCUUGUAUCAGUUAUUCCUCUUCCAUCAGAAAGAGAGCGAGCCACAUGUACAACAAAGGCAUUAGUGUCUGCUGUGUCAAGAUAUCCUGAGCAUAACAAUGCCAUCAUAUUGGCUGAAGAUGAAAGUGAUACUUUUUCUGGCUUGGAAGGAGUUGCCUUUCAGUGGUCAUUGGAGAGUGAAUCACAUGCCACAGAUGCUUAUGGUGUAUUACGCUUUUUGAAGUUUGCCGAUUCAGUUUAUAAGACACCCCCAUCCAUAGAAUAUUGGGAGAGACAAAAUCUACAUGGCUCAAUGAUUUUAAUUGAAGGAUCCAAAACAGGUUCUGCAAAAGUAACUGUCAAGCCCUUAGAUCCUGUGUAUAAGAAUGUACAGCCAUAUGAAGUAAGUUUAGUAAUUGUUGCUAAUUUGAAUUUGAGACCUGCUCACACUUAUUUGUUGCCUGGUACAAAAGUUAAAUACAAUCUGGAAUUAAUCAAGCAAGGAAAAGCAUUCCCUAUUAAUUUACCUUCAGACCAGUAUUAUCUUGAAGUAAUUGAUGAAACAGUUGCUACUUUAGAUUCUGCAACAUCAGUUGUUACUGCCUUUAAAUAUGGAUCGACAAAUAUUGUUGUAAAAGAUAGAUAUAUUACGGGGCGUGAAAUUGCUUACCUGCCAUCGUCUGUCAUACAUGUUGCUGUGCCUUCGUACCUUACUCUUUCUGUAUCUCCUGGAGAUAAAUGGAGUUUGGAAGAACAAAAAACUUACUUUGUUUCUGUUCAAAUUUAUGAUCGGAACAGCCAUCCAAUUUAUAUUACAGAGGAUGUUCGAGUGUCUCUGCAAUUUCCGGCUAAGUAUUUUCAAAUAUUGCAGAAAUCAAAUAACGGAACAUUCCAGGUUGUAAAAACACUUAUUCCAGGCUCCUGUCAAGUUUCUGGGCAGUUGCUGGGUGUAGCUUCAAAAGAUGGGCUGGUUCAUAAAGUUCAACCGAUAGUUACUGCAUCACAAGAUGUUACAAUAUAUGAAAGCAUAAGGAUUCAUCCUGUCAAUACUUUGCUUCCCUGGGAUCCUGUUUCCAAGCCUAUUUAUUCAAUUUAUCUAAAAGCAUCUGGUGGGACUGGUAGUUUUAACUGGAUGUCUAGUGAUCCAUCAUUAGGUUCUGUGCAGGCAGUUUAUACAGAUGAUGAACAAAGGGCCCAAGUUUCAACUUUUGGUCUUGGUGCUUUCAAAGUACAUGCAACUGAUGCUCACAUUCCUUAUUUUAGUGGAUCAGCUGAGGUGUCGAUACAGCCCGUUGUGGACAUGCAGAUUUUGCCAUACAAUGUAGAGGCUGAGAUCAAUGGGUCAUUAAUUGUUCCAGUUGCAAUGUAUGGUUAUUUACCAGAUAAAGUUACAAAAAUGUUUAAUAAUUGCUCUGAAGUACCUCUGAACGUAAUAAUUGAUGACAAUCAGAAAUUAACUCUUAUAGAUGGUGUAACUUCGGCUGUAACCUUUUCGGCAUGUCGAAAUAUUUGCUUCAAAUGUCUUUCCAAAGGUUUUAGUAGAAUACGAGCAAAAUAUGAGCUUGAAGAUAUAUCAUUGAAAAAAGCUUUAGUUGUUGGAUGCUAUACAAAACUAAAGGCUAUAUACCCACGAAGCGAAGCUUUAAUAGCUGCAGGCUCAUCUAUGGACUUGAUUUUUGAAGGUGGACCUAAUCCGUGGCCUACAUGCAAAGGACAUUUUGUUGAAGUUUCACCUCAACAUGAUUUUGUGGAUACUUCUAUUGUGAAAAAUUCAUCAGAAUCAACAGAUCUACAUAAAAUAUCUGCAUUUUGUAAAUGGUACGGUGAAGAAGUAUUCACUCUUAAAGUAGGAAAUCGUCCUUGUGAAACCAAUAUUCAUCCUGCAUCAAAUGAAGCCUCUGUCAGAAUAAUUUGUGCAGCGCCAGAUUCGGUUACUCUCCGUCCCGUUCUGCCUUCAGUCGGAGGAAAGAAAUGUCCUGCUUCUGCUGAUAAGGUAAGGAUUGCUGUUCACAGCUCUCAAGAUUUGGAAAUAGAAUUUAUUGUUAAAGAUAGUUAUGGAAGAGAAUUUCUUAAUGUAUCUUCCUUUGAUAUUAAGUGGUAUAUUUCUGACUAUGCAUUAGGUCGUUUUACAAGCAAUGAAGGCAUUCAGACGAAGUGGUUACGAAGCCAAAGAGCCUAUAAAUUGAAAUAUUUUCAACAUCUUCAUCCUUAUGGCUAUGGAGGACAUUUGAAAGUUUCUGCUAGCAUUCUAGGCUACAAGCUUGGUCUUCCUAUUGAAAUAAAUGUAAGUUUUGAAAAACCUUUUCCCGUGAUUAAUAACUCUUUAAAUUUCAUACUUGUGGAUGAAGCGGAAGUGGAACCAAAAAGCUUAUCAAUCUUCAACAGCCCUUCUAAUAAGGUAUAUUUGAAUGUAACUAAAGGAUCUGGGCAUUUUCAAAUUGAAGCAAGUGAUAGCAAAAAAGCUCAUGUUGUGUAUAACAGUAACACUCGUCAAAUAGAAAUCAGUCCUUUAGAAACAGGAACACUCACAAUUACUGUUACUGAUUUGUGCCUUGGAAUUAUACAUGAAGCUGUUGCUGAAGUACAAAUUUAUGGAAUAUCAGCUAUAGUUGUAGAUGUUCUAGACAAAGUUCAGAUAGGAAAAAACAUUACAGCUUCAGUUGAAAUUUUAAAUGAAGAUAUGCAACGAAUUCCAGCAUCGGCCUUCAGCUUAAUGAAUUUGCAAGCAGUAACUGUAUCUGAUAUCAUUUCUAUAAAAUUAUCCUCGGAUCCUGAACCUCACCAAUAUCAAGCUUUCUAUACUAUUACUGGAUCAUCCCUUGGUCUUACUAGUUUUAAAAUACUUACAAAUGCUAAUGUCUUUAAAGGAGUUCAAUAUUCAAGUGAUGUUUAUCCAAUGCAAGUUUUUGCCCCUCUUAAACUCAAUCCUGAUCAUAUCACUCUUAUUGUCGGUGCUACUUUUCAGGUUUUAUAUACUGGUGGACCUCAACCACAGACUGUUGUUGAAUAUACUAUGAAUGAAAAAGAUAUUGCAACCAUAUCUGGUGCUGGUGUUGUUGAAGCAAAGAAAAUUGGUAAAACAUCAUUGUUUGCUCAGUCAGUUGGACUGGACAAAAAAGGAAAUACAGUUGUUUACUCUGAGGAUCAAAUAAUAGUUGACUGCAUUUCAUUAAAAGAAGUGAAAAUUUAUUCACCAUUAUCUAGAAUGGUAGUUGGAACAGAGAUGCCUUUAUAUGUAAUGGGUACUACUGAACAAGAAACACCAUUUACAUUUGGUACUGCUUUACCUUCUGCAAAAUUUAAAUGGAGCAUUAGUAAUGACAAAGUAGCUUCUUUACACAAUCUUUACACUCCUAUGGGACUUGAAGAAACUAAUGAGAACAACUUUCGAGUUGGGUUGAAAGCUCUACAAGAUGGGUUACUUACUGUCCGUGUAGAUGUUACCAUGCCUAAAGAGUCUUCAUUGACAUUUUUUGGUGGUUCGCAAAUUUUAUCAAGUGAAAUUCAGAUACAAGUAUUUAAACAGUUGAAACUAACUAAUCCUGAGAUUGAAGAUGGAUUAAUUAUUCUGUCCAUAAACUCUGAUCUUAAACUUCAGUGCAAUAGAUUUGGUCCUGCAAAAGUUAGUUACAAAAUAUUUCCCCCAGAAAAUAAGAGUAUUGUUCCAGUUCAAGUUGAUGAAGAUGGAACUUUACUGGCUUCUUCAAAAACUGGAUCUGCUAUUUUAUUAGUCACUGCCAUAGAAGAAUUUGGCAUUGUUCAAAGAUUAACUGUAGUUGUUAAGGUUGAGGAAGUUGCAUAUCUAAUGGUAAAACCUUUGGGUGACGUUAAAACCAGAGAUUGGUCUCUUACUACUCUACCAGUUGGAUUUACUAUUCCUUUUAUUGUAACAUACCAUAACAAUAUUGGACAAAAAUUCAAUGCUGUUAGAUCACAGCUUAAAUUUCGGGCAAGCAGGCAUAAUCUGGCUAGAGUAUCUUUUGGUGCUGCAAACAAUACUCUUACGGUUCAAGUUGUGAAACCAGGAUACACUGUUUUAAAGGUCUGGGACUCUGAGUCUGUUAUCCCAGCGGAUUAUAUCAAAAUAGUUACUGGGACUGCUAUUGAUCCUUCUGAUGCUCAAUUGAUUGUUGGUGAUGUUAUAUGCUUCGGAAGCCCACUUUUAACUUCAGAAGGUCAUAGUGGUUUAUGGUCCACAGAAAAAAAUGUACUUUCAAUUCAUUCUAUUUCUGGAGGAGCUGUUGCAUUAGCACCUGGAACUACAACUGUUACCUAUUCCUUACUCAAUGGGCUUAGUACAUCUGCUGAAGUUUCUGUUCUACCUGCUUCAUACAUCUCAAUUGUACCUGGGACAGUUACACAAAUAAGCAAUCUUCCCCGAGCUAAACCAUAUAAAAUUGCAAUUGUGAUUCAAAGUAAUGAUACUCGAAGAACAAAUAAUAUUGUUGGACGAAACUGUUCUCAUGCUACAGAAAGUUCCAUGCCUUUACCUCUUGUACAACCUCCAUUCUCUUGUGAAUUAAAUUUCAUUAGUUCAUCAAUGGAUGUCAGUGUUAAUGACAUAUUUAAAUCAUCGAGUGGAUUUGAUCUUGAAAAAGGAAUGUACUUCUGUAGCAUUGAAUCUACCAAUAAAAUUUCUGUGAAUGAAGCUAGUACUUUAGAAGGACAGCUAUCUUUAACAGUUCAUUUGUUAACUCAGGAUCUUUCCUCCUCACUGUCACAGCAACAUUUGUUAUCCUUUUUGCCAGCUUUCCAUGUGCAGCAGGCUGAUAUAGUUUUAUCUGAUGUGCAACAUUUGACACAAAUAGUUAUUUCAGCUACCCCAGCAGUGCAACGUUGUAUAAAGGCUAUUCCAAGCGAUCAGACAAUCUUAAGAAUCAAGUCUCCUUUACUGAGUUCAACUUAUCCUGCUUCCAUUAGUUUUCCUGUAGAAUUGUAUGACGGAGGUAGUUUUUGGAGAGGAGAGUUCACACCCCUACAUAUAGAUAUUAGCUGCCCUCUCACAAAGCAGCAAGUAAGAAUUCCAGUACGAAUCAAGAAAUUAGAAGUUUCAAUGGAUGGGCCAUACUGUUCACAUUAUUUACCUGCACCAAAUGAAUCAAUGUAUGACUGGUUUUUUAUGUUUAAAAUUGCUGCAGCAGUAUUAACCGUCGUGGCAUUUAUUUACAUCUUGAGGUGGUUUACAACUUCCAGACGAGGGGUCGUUACUACUCAGCCUGUGUUUCUCAAUGACAGUAAUGGAUCUCAUUCUUUUACUUCUGUUCGAAAGUCGUACUCGCCUCCGCCUUCUCAAUUUCCAUCUUUUUCUCAACGAUCUUCUCCUACUGAAGAUUUAGAAAACCUUUCACAUCCUCUUAGAUUAUGCUCUUUAGAUACUUCACCAAGUGCAUUACGCAGACGUUCUGAUAAUAUAUUUAGAUAAAAAUUAUUAUUAGUUAAGAAUUAAUGUAUAAUAGAACUGUGCUCAAACUGUAUGAAUAAUUAUUUUUAAAUGUUCAAAGUUUGUUGAACAAUGAACAUUAAAUUUUUGAAAAUGGCUUAAAACCCAUACUGUGAUAUGACACUAAUUUAUGAAUUCAUUGUAUUUGAGCAAGUGUUAUAUGCUAUACUUAUCAAUUAGUUUACUAAAACUGUCAAGUGCAAAAUUAUGAAAGCCUUAUCACAGUUUUAAAUUUCUAAAAUUGUUCUUCCCUUUUAUUUCUUACUUUUGAAAUGUUUUUGGAAUAAAACCUUUUUUUUUUUUUCAGCUUAGAUCCUAACUGUAUGUGAGGAUUUACAUACAGCUAAGUUUUGUCCCUUGAAAAUUAAAAAUGUAGAAAUUGUGUUUAUCGAACCCUAUUUUAUUUCUUAACAAAAAUUAAAAAUUGCGUUAUUCAUUUAUUUAAUGUUUCGCACUUUUUUUCAAGCAUUCAGUGAGGAAUUUUGUACAAGUGAUAAACAAAGGAUACCUGCUGUGUUAGAUCAUAAAAUUUAUUCUAUGCAAAUAGUCAUUUUUUUACCUGUUGUAUUUAUAAAAUGUUAUGCUCCCAAAGUGACACGUAUUGAAAUUCAAUAUUUAUAUUUUUCAUUAGGACUUUGUCAUUGUGUAAAUUUGAUCCAUAUUGUGUUCACAUUCAUCACAUAAUUUUCACAUAUGUGAAAAUCUUGACUUUUUAUAUGUUUAUAUAUCAUCAUUUUAGCAAGUAAUGUUCAUACAACAACAUUAGUUAUGCAUUUUGUACAAUUUGUUAGUAAAUUUGUAAUUGUUCUAAAAUUCUUGAUUUUGAUACUGUUUGUACAUAAUUUGAGAGUGAAACUGUGUUCAAUAAAAG